Messenger RNA from Rhododendron vialii, 1688 nucleotides. Its product is annotated as probable glycosyltransferase At3g07620. The coding region runs from base 147 to 1589 and encodes 480 amino acids. The record is from RefSeq and is a predicted model, not a curated record. NCBI's taxonomy places the organism in Eukaryota, Viridiplantae, Streptophyta, Magnoliopsida, Ericales, Ericaceae. Gene Ontology annotation, molecular function: glycosyltransferase activity. The transcript has 4 exons.
GUAUAUUGUAGACUUUCCCUUUUUUGGGAUGUCUUGUUUAUGGUGAUUUCAGUUCUUCACAUCAUGAAUGAGAGAGAGAGAGAGAGAGAGAGAGAGAGAGAGAGAGAGAGAGAGAGAGAGAGAGAGAGAGAGAGAGAGAGAGAGUGAUGAGGCAGUUACAAGGAACAAGCCUACGUAUGAGCAUCUUCUUCUUGGUGACUUCAUUUGCCAUUGUUAUUCUGGUUGCAAUAACAAAUACUUCCAAAGGAUUAUCUUUGUUCUUUCUUCCACUGUCAAGAUGGUCACGGACUGGUGGCAUUUCCUACCUUUCUUCAUCUUCAUCUUCAUCUUCAUCUUCCUUUUCCAACUUCUCCUUUACCGAUGACACAAGGCAAGGUGGUGCCACUAUCAAAUCUGGUUUCAGAAGAAGUAAGAAGAAGAUAGAUGAAAAACUAGGGAGGGUUGAAGCAGGACUUGCUAGAGCCAGAGCUCUGAUCAGAGAUGCCGUGAUCAAUCAGAACCGUUCAUCGCCUCUUGAUGGAGAUUCAGAUUAUAUUCCACAAGGGGACAUUUAUCUGAAUGCUUAUGCUUUCCGCAGAAGUUACCAUUUAAUGGAAAGGAUGUUUAGAAUAUAUAUCUACGAAGAAGGAGAGCCACCACUAUUUCACACUGGUCCUUGCAAGGACAUAUACUCCAUGGAAGGAAUUUUCAUCAAGUUGAUGGAAACAAACACUCGAUUUCGCACCCGUGAUCCUGAUCGAGCUCAUGUUUACUACCUUCCGUUUAGUGUGGUGAUGAUCCUCCAAACCCUCUUUGACCCGGUCACCCAAAGCAAAUCCGUCCUAAAAUGGGUAAUCCGUAGUUAUAUUCGUCUCAUUUCUACGAAGUACCCGUAUUGGAACAAAAGCCUCGGAGCCGAUCAUUUCAUGCUCUCUUGCCAUGAUUGGGGCCCACGUGCAACUCGGUAUGUUCCUCAAUUAUAUUCCACUUCAAUUCGGGUACUAUGCAACGCAAACACAUCCGAGCGCUUCAAUCCGAAGAAAGAUGCAUCAUUGCCAGAAAUCAACUUAAAAACAGGCGAAAUUGAAGGGCUCACCGGUGGCUUGCCCCUUUCUAACCGCACGGUCCUGGCGUUCUUUGCAGGGGGUGCACAUGGUAACAUUCGGCUUGCUCUUCUAAAACACUGGAUGGAAAAAGAUGAAGAUGUACGAGUUUACAAAUAUCUUCCGGAGGGAAAGUCAUACCCAGACAUGAUGAAGAAGAGCAAGUACUGCAUUUGCCCGAGCGGGUGGGAAGUUGCGAGCCCAAGGAUCGUGGAGGCGAUUUAUGCAGAGUGCGUGCCGGUAUUGAUUUCCCAGAACUAUGUGCUCCCGUUUAGCGAUGUUUUGAAUUGGAACUCGUUUUCGGUUCAGGUUUCGGUGAGUGAGAUACCGAAUUUGAAGAAUAUUCUGGUGGGCAUACCGGAGGAUCGGUAUCUAAGAUUGCAAGAGGGAGUGAGGCAGGUGCAAAGGCAUUUUUUGGUGAAUGAUCCUCCUAAGAGAUUUGAUGUGUUUUAUAUGAUAAUUCACUCGAUUUGGCUGAGAAGAUUGAAUGUUGUUGUUUAUAUAUAGUUGAGAUCAUGUAACAUUAGGACCAAUUUACAAGAUCAAAAUCGCCAUCUCGAUUUAGUUAAAAGUUAUUCCAUAGAGAGAAAUGCUAUGGGACCCAAA